CACAAAAACGCUUCUCAUAGAGAAAAGGAGGAACCAGGAGACAAAAAUGGCGUCAAGGCUCCCCUGCUUCUUCUUCUUCCACUUCCUCUUCACAUUAACAACUCUAACAUCAACAGCCUCAGCAGCAACAUCUUGCCGAACAUCCUGCGGCAGCAUCCCAAUAAACUACCCCUUCGGCAUCGACCAAGGUUGUGGAUCUCCACAGUUCAAAGCAAUGCUCAACUGUUCCUCCACCGAUCUGUAUUUCGUCACUCCUUCCGGAGGCUACAAGGUACGGUCAAUCGAUUACGACAAGAACACGAUGGUCGUCUUCGAUCCGUCCAUGUCUACUUGCUCCAUCCUCCAGCCCCACCACGAUUUCAAACUGUCGGAUAUCCAGAAUGCUAUUAUUAGACCCUCGUACGACACCGUUUUCGCGCUAUUCAACUGCUCUAAUGACUCUCCGGUGCAUAAUCGGUACCGGAGUCUCUGCUUUCAAGCCGCCGGCCACUCCUGUGACGAGCUUUAUAGCUCGUGUACUUCCUUUCGCAUCUUCAACACUACUUCUCCAAACGGGGGUAAUAGUACGGUGCAUGCGACGCCGUAUUGUUGUUUCACGAGCUACGAUACGGUGCGAGUGAUGAGUAUGAACAUUUUGGAUUGUUCACAUUACACGACCGUGAUUGACGGUGGUAAAAUGAGGGGCGUGGCGCCUAUGGAUUGGUCGUACGGUAUCGAGCUUUCGUACUCGGUGCCGGAGAUUGGAUGUGGCCGUUGCCGGAAGUCAGGCGGCACGUGUGGUUUCGACGACGAGACGGAGAUCUUUCUUUGUCAGUGUCCCAAUUCAAACAACAUUUCGACAAGAGAUUGUGGUGGAGGUGUGAGUGAUCAAGGAGGCUGCAGCUCUACGAAUACUAAUUAUGCUACGCUGUUCUUGGCGAUGCUCGUGUCUUUUAUUUGCGCUAUGCUAUGAUAUAUAUCCAUGUGUCAGUUUCUAAAAAAUUAAAAUAUUAUUAAUCUUUUGGAUUAUUUUUCUGAUCAACAUUCCUAUGUCAUUUCCCAUUUAAACAAGUAAACACAAUUUGGAAAUAUAAGUAAAUUAAUUUCUCUGUUGAAU
Eruca vesicaria subsp. sativa (arugula) is the source of this 1096-nucleotide messenger RNA. The record is from the annotation of a GenBank genome assembly. Lineage: Eukaryota; Viridiplantae; Streptophyta; Magnoliopsida; Brassicales; Brassicaceae.